Messenger RNA from Hibiscus syriacus, 898 nucleotides. Its product is annotated as membrane-anchored ubiquitin-fold protein 3. Bases 225 to 581 code for a protein of 118 amino acids. The transcript is spliced from 4 exons. NCBI's taxonomy places the organism in Eukaryota, Viridiplantae, Streptophyta, Magnoliopsida, Malvales, Malvaceae. The record is from RefSeq and is a predicted model, not a curated record. Gene Ontology annotation, molecular function: protein binding.
CCAAACUCAAUUUCUAAAACAAAAAAAUAAAGGAAAAAAAUCAACUUCAAGAAUUCAACUACUACAAAUAAUUCAGGCGGCGAAAUGUUAUGGGAUUUGAUUUGAUGAAUUGAGAGGGCGGUCAGGGUGAGUCGAUUUGUGGAAAUAAUUGAAACGCGUGGAAGUAGGUGACUGGUGGGUAGGCGGCGACCGCGGAGGAGGAGGUGGAGCUGAAGUGAACGAAGAUGCCGGAGGAGGAUUUGGUGGAUGUAAAAUUCAGGCUUUAUGAUGGGUCGGAUAUCGGUCCGUUUCGGUACUCCGCCACGUCCACGGUGGAUAUGCUUAAGCAAAGAAUUGUCUCUGAUUGGCCCAAAGGUAAGACAAUUGUUCCAAAGGCAGUGAAUGAAGUCAAACUGAUAAGCUCUGGUAAAAUUUUGGAGAACGACAAGACUGUUGGUCAAUGUAAAGUACCCUUUGGUGAUGCUGCAGGAGGGGUUAUCAUAAUGCAUGUUGUAGUACAGCCAUCACUUGCAAAAACUAAAACAGAAAAGAAGGUUGAUGAUUCACCCAGAAAGAUUGUAUGCUCCUGUUCCAUUUUAUGAAACCAAACAUGUAGAGUUGGAAAUUCGUUUAUGCUGGUAACGAUGAUUAGGAACGUUAAACAUCGUUUUUGAGUAUCCGGGGUGUUUUAGUUGCAAAGUCUAUGUUUCCAAGUUCUUAACAGAGUGAUGAAGAUGUGCAUUUUUCUUUACUUUCGGUUACAUUUAUGAUUGUUUCCAAAUACUAGCAUGAAUCAUUUGUAAAGUUGUAUAGGCUACUCCAUGUAAACACAAUUUGCACAACAAAUUGCAAGGAGAAAUGCCUUUGUAUAAAUGCUUUCAGUUACUAACAGUUUGUUUAAAUGCUGCCUCUUACUAUC